Messenger RNA from Vigna umbellata (rice bean), 3527 nucleotides. Lineage: Eukaryota; Viridiplantae; Streptophyta; Magnoliopsida; Fabales; Fabaceae. The record is from RefSeq and is a predicted model, not a curated record.
UUUUGAGCGCCAUCUUCACUCUGGACGUUAUCCCAAUUCUCUCCACCAAUCUUUCUCUUCCAUCGCAGUUCAUUCUACUCUUCCAAAUGCUCCACACUCAUCAGCUUCAACCUUAUUUCCUCUUUCUUUCGCCACACUCUCAUACGGUGUCGUUUCCCUUCCCAUCCAGAACCACCACCUCUCACUCUCCAAGAUUCCCCGUUACUUCCAUCAGAAGAGGUUCUUCUUCUCUCAGGUUUCGCAAUCGUGGCCGCGCCAGCAUCUCAAACUCCGUCGCCGAUGGCGGAACGGAGCAUCAGAAGCAACCGGUAAACCGGGCCUACCCUUUCCACGAAAUUGAGCCCAAGUGGCAGCGUUUCUGGGAGCACAAUCGCACUUUCCGAACCCCCGAUGACGAUAUCGACACUACGAAGCCUAAAUACUACGUUCUUGACAUGUUUCCUUACCCUAGUGGAGCUGGACUUCAUGUUGGUCAUCCUCUUGGAUAUACCGCCACAGACAUUCUUGCUAGAUACAAACGGAUGCAGGGGUAUAAUGUGUUGCAUCCGAUGGGUUGGGACGCUUUUGGAUUGCCAGCAGAACAAUAUGCUAUUGAGACAGGAACUCACCCCAAGCUCACUACGGUGAGGAAUAUCAAUCGCUUUCGCACUCAGUUAAAAUCAUUAGGAUUUUCGUAUGACUGGGAUCGUGAAAUCUCUACCAUAGAACCUGACUAUUACAAAUGGACUCAAUGGAUAUUUCUGCAACUUUUAAAGAGAGGAUUGGCAUAUCAGGCUGAAGUUCCGGUUAAUUGGUGUGCCGCACUUGGCACUGUGUUGGCCAACGAGGAGGUAAUUGAUGGUGUCAGUGAACGUGGUGGUCAUCCUGUAAUAAGAAAGCCAAUGAGGCAAUGGAUGCUCAAGAUUACUGCAUAUGCUGAUCGUCUUCUAGAGGAUUUAGAUGACCUUGACUGGCCCGAAAGUGUAAAAGAAAUGCAGAGAAAUUGGAUUGGGAGAUCAGAAGGGGCUGAGAUGGAAUUUUGCAUUCUUGACAGUGAUGGAAAGGAUAGAGACAUAAAAAUUAUUGUGUAUACUACAAGGCCUGAAACGAUCUUUGGUGCAACCUACUUAGUUGUGGCACCAGAGCAUCCCUUGCUGCCGUCAUUGGUUUCCAUUGCCCAGAGCAAACAUGUUGAGGAUUAUGUAGACCUUGCCACAAGGAAGAGUGACCUUGAGAGGACUGAACUUCAGAAAGAAAAGACUGGGGUCUUCACUGGCUGUUAUGCAAAAAAUCCAGCAAAUGGGGAAGCCAUUCCAAUAUGGGUCGCGGACUAUGUUUUAGGGGGUUAUGGAACAGGAGCUAUCAUGGCUGUGCCUGCUCAUGAUUCUCGUGAUUAUGAUUUUGCUCAGAAAUAUGAUGUUCCAAUUUGCUGGGUUGUAACGCCAGAUGGUAAAAGUGUUGAUUUUGGAAAGGCUUUUAACGGUGAAGGCAUUAUUGUAAAUUCAUCGAAUACACUAGUUGGGCUUGACAUCAAUGGCUUGUCCAGCAAAGAAGCUGCUCUGACAGUCAUUGAAUGGGCUGAAAAAAGUGGGAAGGGAAAGAGAAAGGUGAACUACAAGUUAAGGGACUGGCUUUUUGCUAGGCAACGUUACUGGGGUGAACCUAUCCCUGUUAUCUUCAUGGAUGAUAGUGGUGAGACUGUCCCACUGUAUGAGACUGAACUGCCACUUAUUCUACCUGAAUUGGAUGAUUUUUCUCCCACUGGAACAGGCGAGCCUCCUCUGUCUAAGGCAGUAUCUUGGGUGAAGACGGCUGAUAGCUUAUCAGGAAGACAAGCUACUCGGGAAACAAAUACCAUGCCACAGUGGGCUGGUUCAUGCUGGUACUAUUUGAGGUUUAUGGACCCACAUAAUUCCAAGGAAUUGGUUGGUAAGGCUAAAGAAAGGUAUUGGGGCCCUGUUGAUGUAUAUGUUGGGGGUGCUGAGCAUGCAGUUCUCCAUUUACUGUAUGCUAGAUUCUGGCACAAGGUUCUCUUUGACAUUGGUGUUGUGUCCACCAAGGAGCCCUUCCAGUGUGUUAUAAACCAGGGGAUUAUUCUUGGGGAGGUUCAAUAUAUGGCUUGUAGAGAUCAAGAUGGAAACCUAAUGUCUGCUGAUUCAACUGACUUGUUGAAUGAACGUAAGCUAGAAAUAAUUCCUGCAGAAAAGGUCAUGAAAUCUGGGGAUUCUUUUGUCAUGAAAGAAAAUCCUAACAUACGGUUACAUGCUCGAGCUCACAAAAUGAGUAAAAGUAGGGGAAAUGUUGUUAAUCCAGAUGAUGUUGUUUCUGAGUAUGGUGCAGAUUCUCUUCGAUUAUAUGAAAUGUUCAUGGGACCAUUGAGAGACUCGAAAACAUGGAGUACUAGUGGCAUUGAAGGUGUACAUCGGUUCUUGGGAAGAACUUGGAGGCUCAUUGUUGGUUCACCUUUGUCUGAUGGAACAUUUAAGGAUGGAACUGUAUCAGUUGACGAGGAGCCUACUCUAGAACAACUUCGCUGUCUUCACAAAUGCAUUGCCAAGGUAACAGAGGAAAUUGAGGGCACACGAUUCAACACUGGAAUUUCUGCAAUGAUGGAGUUCCUUAAUGCGGCAUAUAAGUGGGAUAAACAUCCAAGAUCGGUCAUUGAGGCAUUUGUUUUGCUGCUUUCACCGUAUGCACCACACAUGGCUGAGGAGCUAUGGUCUCGACUAGGGCACAGGAAAUCAUUAGCCUACGUGCCUUUCCCUAAGCUUAAUUUUUAAAGUAACCCGAAGUAGACAUUUCAUGCAAUGUGGAUUCAUUCAUCCCUGCUUAGAAGUCGGUAGUUAGUUAAUUAGGAAUCAAGCUAUACCACUGCAUCCCUGCAAAAUAUUUUCAAUUUGAGUAAGGGGCUGUUAUUUAAUGUGUAUUCUGAAGGGAAAACCUAUUAAGAGAUAGGAUUGCAAGACAUUAUAUUUCAAUGAGAAGAUCCUUGUCCCAGGACUUGUCAUUGUGGUGGUUGUGCUACGAUUUUCUAGUUGCAACAAGGGAGAGGACACAGUUUACUCCUUGUUACCGUGGAGUUUAUACUUGAGGUAAAUAAUUAGAAAUUUACACUAAGGUGGGAAAUCUUUUUCCUACUUGCAUUUGUGGUAAAAAGGGGCAAUAGUGUGAGUUUCCUCAACUUUUCAAGGGCACCUGGACUGUUGUCGUGAGGAUCCAUGGCUUUGAUACUAAUGGAACAAAAAACAAUUUUAUGCAAGUUAAGUUUAAUCAUGUGGAAAGAGUGAUAGUCAUUAGAUAAUGAUCAUGUUUGGAAUAUGUUGUUAUUUCAGGCAAAUCCGACUUACCUGAAGGAUUCCACCGUAGUCCUUCCAGUACAGAUUAAUGGCAAGACAAGAGGGACCAUCGAGGUUGAGGAAACAUGUUCAGAGGAGGAAGCUUUUGUCUUAGCAUCUAGGGAUGAAAAGCUAUCAAAGUAUUUGGAUGGUCAAUCUGUCAAAAAAAGAAUUUACGUUCCUGGCAAGAUUUUGAAUGUUGUUUUGGACCGU